UGCUGCUACUGCUUUUGAUUACUGUGCUCUUUUUGAUGGCGGUUGGAGUUUAGUUUUCAAUCAUGUCUUCAGUACUUGUGCCUGAAAUUCCUGCAGCCGGAUUUUCUUUUGACUUUUGUCAAAGAAACAAUUUCUUGAUAAAGAAAGGAUUGCAAGCACCUAAAGCUGUUAAAACAGGAACAACAAUUGCUGGAAUUGUUUACAAAGAUGGAGUUGUUCUUGGUGGUGAUACAAGAUCAACAGAGGAUACUAUAGUUGCUGACAAAAACUGUAGCAAAAUUCAUUAUCUUGCUCAAAAUAUGUAUUGCUGUGGUGCUGGAACUGCAGCUGAUACAGAGAUGACAACUCAGAUGAUAUCCAGUCAAUUGGAGUUACAUCGUUUAAAUACUGGUCGUACGGUACCAGUUUGCACUGCUAAUGCAAUGAUUAAGCAAUUAUUGUUUCGUUAUCAAGGCAAUAUUGGAGCAGCCUUAAUAUUGGGAGGUGUUGAUUUAGAUGGACCACAUUUAUUUUGUAUUUAUCCUCAUGGUUCUUCAGAUAAACAUAUGUACACUAGCAUGGGCACAGGAUCACUAGCUGCAAUGGCUGUAUUUGAGAGUAGAUGGAAACCUAAUAUGGCGGAAGAGGAAGCUAAAGAGCUAGUUGCGGACGCUAUCCGUGCUGGUGUAUUUAAUGAUUUGGCUUCUGGUUCUAAUGUAGACCUGUGUGUGAUACGCAAAGGUUCCGUCGAUUAUUUACGCCCCUAUGAUGUUGCUAAUGUCAAGGGACAGCGUACUAUAUCUUACCGAUAUAAACACGGUACGACUGCUAUACUUGAUAAAACAGUUCACCCUAUAAUUAUUCAAGGAGAAAGUAUCCGCAGAGUCGAAACAGAACCGAUGGAUGUAUCAUCAUGAAAUAUAUAUUGAACACUUUUAAAUCUAUGUUCAAAUGUGAAUUUUUAAUAAAUAGCAGUAAUUAUGAUACUUGAAUUUGUAAAGUUCUACUCUUGUAUUUCUUUCAAUGAAUAAAUUUAAUUCCAAACACUGAA
This is a messenger RNA of Osmia bicornis bicornis, 1030 nucleotides long. RefSeq names its product proteasome subunit beta type-7 (gene Prosbeta2). Gene Ontology annotation, cellular component: proteasome core complex. The transcript has 4 exons. The record is from RefSeq and is a predicted model, not a curated record. The coding region runs from base 63 to 896 and encodes 277 amino acids. Gene Ontology annotation, molecular function: threonine-type endopeptidase activity. NCBI's taxonomy places the organism in Eukaryota, Metazoa, Arthropoda, Insecta, Hymenoptera, Megachilidae.